UACCAUAUAAGACAGAUGGUUAAAUGGAUGACUUUUGGCAUAAUGAAAUAUAUAUUUUAUGACGUAAAAAUUGCUAAAAAAAUAAUAAAUACUCUCGUUAGUCAAAGCUUGGAUGGUUGGCUAGAUUAUUAAUCGAUGUGAAAAUUGAUCUUUAUUCUGUCUCAUCGCAGUACUGCCCAAAAACCGAAAAUGUAUUUAUUUCUGCCAGGUAUAUUGGUUUUGGCCCUUUUCUCCACAUCUUCUGCAAGGAUUCAUAAAUUACCAAUUAAGAACGAUGUCAGAAGAUACAUCAGCCUUAGCACCUUUGGCUUCUGUAAAGGGGGCACACUUGCAGUAAAUCUUACAAAUUUUCAUGCUAGUCCGGAAAAUGAAAAUGCGGUGUUUGGUUUCAGCCUAGAUAGGGCAGCUAAUGAUGCGAGGAAUUAUUACCUUGACACCCAUCAGGAUGUCUGUAUCCUUGAGCAAGACGAGCGAUCAAAAAAUGAUAGCAACAAAGACGAGUUCAUUUAUUUGACUCUAGAUUUAAAAACGAACAAGUUGCAUGUAACAUGUGCUCAUUAUCAGCCGACAACUUCUAUACACAUAUACAAAAGUUCAGCUGAAAAAGAUCAAUCAACGACUGGGAGAUCUUGUAAGGAUUUAAAUUUCGACAUUACCCGUUUUGUCGUUGCAAAUCGCACAUUAUAUAAUGCCUCGUUCUUUAUGUCCGUGGAUAGUUUACGAGAGGAAGGAUUGUACAACUUGUAUUUCCACAACUGUCCGAACUACAAUCUCAAUACAGAAACCAUUCUUGAUUUCGACAUCGAAAUAACUGAACAGAAUGUGAACGGUUAUCUUUCAGCUGGGGAGAUGCCAUUACCCGCUCUCUUCUGUAUGAUGUCAAUCCUGUUCUUCUUAUCGGGGAUGUUUUGGGUAUUCCUGUUAAAGCAAUCUAAACAUCCAGUAUUUAAGAUACACUACAUGAUGGCAGUGCUGGUGUUUUUAAAAGCGAUUUCAUUGGCUUUCCACGGAGUCAACUACCACUAUAUCGAACAACUGGGCUUUCAUCUUACCACCUGGGCCAUACUGUUCUAUGUGGCGCAUCUGCUUAAAGGUGCUCUUCUGUUUGUGGUACUGGUGCUGGUGGGCACUGGAUGGACUUUUAUCAAAUACGUGCUGACACCCAAAGAUAAAAAGCUCUUCAUGGUGGUCAUUCCCCUGCAAGUACUGGCAAACCUUGCUCAAAUCAUACUAGAAGAAAGCGAAGAAGGCGAUAUAGAAUAUCUGGCUUGGAGGAAUGUUGUCAUUAUGAUCGAUUUACUGUGCUGUGGUGGCAUUUUGUUUCCUGUUGUAUGGUCAAUCAGGCAUUUACAGGAAGCCUCUGAGACAGACGGAAAGGCCGCAAUCAAUCUAAGGAAAUUGAAAUUAUUUAGACAUUUCUAUAUAAUGGUGGUGUGCUACAUUUAUUCUACACGUAUUAUCGUAUAUUUGCUCAAGAUAACAGUGCCUUUCCAGUACGGUUGGUUACAUGAAAUGUUUAGAGAAAUGGCGACGUAUGUGUUUUUCGUAUUGACAGCGUAUAAGUUUAGACCAGCAUCUCAAAAUCCUUAUUUUGCCUUGCAUGUUGAAGAGGAAGACCUAGACGAAGUAUUGACUGAAACAGGAGCAACUGAGGGAUUAAGAAAGGUAAAUUCUCGUUUAACAAAAGUUCCGUUUCAUGAAACUAUAACAGAAGUAACCGAAGAAGAAAAGGAUGCUCUAUUGGGGCAAAGUGAAAGCAGCCACGACUACGAUUGAAUUUGAAGUAGUAGAUGGGCUUUGCUGACAAAGUGCGAUCCUAUUUAUUGUGAUAGCACGUAAAAGUGGGUUGCAAAUGAAGUUCAAUACAAGUUAUUUUUUCUUACAUAUUAUCAGUAAUUGUAAAUAAAAGAGAAUGCGUUCGAAGUUCAUGUAAUACAUAUUGCUACAUACUCCUAUCACGCCCUUUUGAGUUGACUCCUAGUUUGAAUUAUUAUACUUUUUUAAGAUUUAUCACGUGUUAAAUUUGCAUGUUAUUUUCAAUUAAAACCAACACAUUGAAUAGAA
Molecule: messenger RNA, 2064 nt
Organism: Dendroctonus ponderosae (mountain pine beetle)
Lineage: Eukaryota; Metazoa; Arthropoda; Insecta; Coleoptera; Curculionidae
Product: protein GPR107
Exons: 7
Coding region: 190-1776 (528 amino acids)
Biological process (GO): transport
Cellular component (GO): membrane; Golgi apparatus
Source: RefSeq, a predicted model, not a curated record